Molecule: messenger RNA, 2070 nt
Organism: Camelina sativa (false flax)
Lineage: Eukaryota; Viridiplantae; Streptophyta; Magnoliopsida; Brassicales; Brassicaceae
Source: RefSeq, a predicted model, not a curated record
ACCACACAACAACUGAAAAUUCACAAACACCUUUCUAUCUUCUUUUAGGUUUGGCAAUGGAUCUAGCCAAACACACCCGACUUCAAAUGUUGGGGUGCAUACUCCUGGCAUCACUUGCGUUAACAAUGGCUGAUACACCACCGGGAAUUGCCAAGAACCCAAGCCACGCAACAUGUAAGAUCAAGAAGUACAAACAUUGCUACAACUUGGAACAUGUUUGUCCCAAGUUCUGCCCUGAUACUUGCCAUGUUGAAUGUGCUUCUUGCAAACCCAUAUGUGGCCCUCCUUCCCCUGGCGAUGAUGGUGGCGAUGACGGUGGUGAUGACGGUGGAUACACUCCUCCAGCUCCUGUUCCACCCGUUUCACCACCUCCUCCUACACCUUCCGUGCCAAUCCCUACUCCGCCAGCUUCACCACCACCUCCUACACCUUCCGUGCCAAGCCCUACUCCGCCAGCUUCGCCACCGCCUCCAACUCCUACACCAUCCGUGCCAAGUCCCACUCCACCAGUUUCACCACCGCCUCCAACUCCUACACCGUCUGUGCCAAGUCCCACUCCACCAGUUUCACCACCACCUCCUACACCUUCCGUGCCAAGCCCUACUCCGCCAGCUUCGCCACCGCCUCCAACUCCUACACCAUCCGUGCCAAGUCCCACUCCACCAGUUUCACCACCGCCUCCAACUCCUACACCGUCUGUGCCAAGUCCCACUCCACCAGUUUCGCCACCACCCCCCACUCCAACACCUUCCGUGCCAAGUCCUCCCGGUACGCCCACGACACCAGUCCCUCCAUAUUCUCCUCCUGUAACCCCUACACCCUCCGUUCCAAGUCCCACUCCUACUCCACCUUCCGUCCCAACUCCUCCAGGCUCUACUCCCGCGACUCCUACACCUUCCGUGCCAACUCCUCCUGGCUCAACUCCCGCUACUCCCACACCUUCCGUCCCAACUCCUCCUGGUUCUCCCCCUUACGUUCCCCCGCCAUCAGACGACCAAGCAGGAGCCGGAGUCAGAAGGGCCAGAUGUAGGAAGCACGGAUCUCCAUGUUAUGGAGUUGAGUACACUUGCCCUGCCGCUUGUCCCCAUUCUUGUCAAGUCGAUUGCGUCACUUGCAAGCCUCUAUGCAAUUGCGACAAGCCAGGAUCCGUUUGCCAAGACCCACGUUUCAUCGGUGGAGAUGGUCUCACCUUUUACUUCCACGGCAAGAAAGACUCCAACUUCUGCCUUAUCUCUGAUCCUAACCUUCACAUCAACGCACAUUUCAUCGGUAAACGUAGACCUGGUAUGGCACGUGACUUCACAUGGGUCCAAUCCAUUGCCAUGCUCUUCGGCACUCACCGUUUAUACGUCGGAGCCCUCAAGACUGCCACGUGGGACGAUUCCGUUGACAGGAUCGCCGUCUCUUUCGACGGAAAUGUUAUCUCACUCCCUCAGCUAGACGGUGCCACGUGGACUUCUACCCCUGGAGUGUACCCUCAGGUCUCUGUCAAGCGAGUCAACGCUGACACUAACAACCUCGAGGUUGAAGUAGAAGGUUUGCUUAAGAUCACAGCAAGGGUGGUGCCAAUAACAAUGGAAGAUUCAAGAAUCCAUGGCUACGACGUGAAGGAAGACGACUGUCUAGCUCAUCUUGACCUCGGCUUCAAGUUCCAAGACCUUAGCGACAAUGUCGAUGGUGUUUUGGGACAGACUUAUAGGUCUAACUACGUUAGCCGAGUUAAGAUCGGAGUCCACAUGCCUGUGAUGGGUGGUGACAGAGAAUUCCAGACCAGCGGACUUUUUGCACCUGACUGUUCAGCCGCAAGGUUCACCGGUAACGAAGCAAGCAACGGUGGACAGAGCAAAUUAUUGGAGCUCCCUGAGAUGAGUUGUGCCAGUGGCGUAGGUGGCAAGGGAGUGGUCUGCAAGAGAUAGGACACUCCUCCUACUCCUUUUACUACUAUAUACCAUUAUACAAAUUGGUAACUAUAAUAUUAUAACUUAAUAAAAUGUGUAACAUGGUUUUUUUUCCUAUAACAAUAUUAUUAUCGAGAAAAAGGAAACAUGUAAUAAUACAUGUAAUUUUAUU